Molecule: messenger RNA, 768 nt
Organism: Botrytis porri
Lineage: Eukaryota; Fungi; Ascomycota; Leotiomycetes; Helotiales; Sclerotiniaceae
Exons: 1
Coding region: 1-768 (255 amino acids)
Biological process (GO): nucleobase-containing compound metabolic process
Molecular function (GO): 3'-5' exonuclease activity; nucleic acid binding
Source: RefSeq, a predicted model, not a curated record
AUGGACAUUUCUACUAUCCCCGCAAUCAGUCUUACCGACACUCCCGAGGGUAUUAUCGAACUCAUCGACUUACUGGGCCAUAGUGAUCUUCCCACUUGUCCACCCUCUGUCUAUAUCGACCUAGAGGGAAUCAACAUUGGUCGUAAAGGCUCAAUCGCGAUCCUCCAAGUCUAUAUCCUCCCGAAUAAAAAGACCUUUCUUGUGGAUGUUCACAAUCUCCGUGAACAAGCAUUUUCCACUCCCAAUUCAUCCGGCCUUACCUUGAAAGCAAUCUUGGAGUCCACAUUCAUUCCAAAAGUCAUCUUCGACGUCAGAAAUGACUCUGAUGCUCUGUAUAGCCACUUUGGCGUGAAACUACAAGGGGUCAUCGACCUUCAACUUAUGGAACUUGCAACUCGAUCUCAUAAUCAGAAAUUUCUCAGCGGGCUUGGAAGAUGCAUGGAUCAAGAUCUCGUGCAAACUCCUGAAGAGCUCGAAGUUCGAAGCGUCAUAAAGAAGCGUGGAGUACAACUAUUUGCGCCAGAAAAGGGGGGAAGAUAUGAGGCCUUCAAUGAGAGGCCGCUUGAUCCCGCAAUCGUGGAUUAUUGUGUUCAAGAUGUUCAGCUCAUGCCACAGUUGUGGGACAUUUACAAUGCAAAGCUUAAUUUAAUGGACAAGAGAUGGGCUACUAAAAUUGAGCGAGAAACAAAAGCUAGGCUUCUGUUAUCUCAGAGUCCAGGAUUCAAUGGGAAGGGACAGCAUAUGGCAAAAGCACCACCCACGUGGUAA